Stereum hirsutum FP-91666 SS1 is the source of this 4149-nucleotide messenger RNA. RefSeq lists its product as uncharacterized. The transcript has 17 exons. Lineage: Eukaryota; Fungi; Basidiomycota; Agaricomycetes; Russulales; Stereaceae. Gene Ontology annotation, cellular component: spindle pole body; spindle; microtubule associated complex. Gene Ontology annotation, biological process: nuclear migration involved in conjugation with cellular fusion; establishment of mitotic spindle orientation. The coding region runs from base 100 to 3939 and encodes 1279 amino acids. The record is from RefSeq and is a predicted model, not a curated record.
CUGACUCGCUCUUGGCAUCUACUCCUUCUCGGCCACCUUUAGCUUGCCUUCCUUCAGCCUUUCCUUCACUAGAGCUUUUCGGACAUACAGGGACGCGUCAUGGCGUCCCACGAGCCACAGCUAGGUGCUGUCGUAGAAAUCCCGGUCGGACGCGGUGUGGUCCGCUUUGCCGGAACAACAUCAUUCGCAGCAGGCAAAUGGAUUGGCAUAGAAUUGUUCGAGGGCAAAGGAAAGAACGACGGGUCUAUUGGAGGCGUUUCUUAUUUCCAAUGCAAGCUCAACUACGGCGUAUUCGUCCGACCCAGCCAGGUCAAGGUCAUCGUGGCAGAGCCUCCUGCAGCAGUGCCAGCGGUGGCAGCGGUGGCAGCGGCAUCUGCGAGUAGUCGGCGCCCUUCACUUUCUGUUCGAGCCAGCGGAAGUUCACCUCGCGUGCCCUCUGUACGCUCGUCUGUGCCACCUGGUUCUCCUCGCGCCACAAGUCCACCGAAAGCAGGUACAUCACCUGCGCCCAAUGGUCGCUCUCGUCUCGGACCAGGGCCCCCUUCCCCCACCAAACGCGCUCCUCCGUCGGCCACAGCGAGCCCUGGUGUCCGAGCAUCUAUUGGUGGGCACCACCGUCGGAAGUCCUCUAUAGACCCAACCGCUUCAAAUCCGAAUGGCUCUGCACCACGUACACCAAAAGGUGGAACUCCUUCACAGGGUCUUCCGUCUACAUCACGACCACUUGCUUUCAAGAUUCCCAAGCCACCCGCACCAGAGCCUACACCGCCACCUCCACCCCCUCGGUCACCCACGCCUCCUCCUCGACCUGUAGAAUCACCCACCAAUCCCUUAGCAGACGUGCCUCCGCCGUCAUCGUCACCUUUGCUAUCAGAACAGCCUCCUCCACAGUUCGAGGCAGAGCUUCAAGAGCUCCAAGAACUUCGAGCGAAGAUCCGCGUUCUAGAAGCCAAACGCGCUGACGACGCCCGCCAUGUUCGAGAACUCGAAAUCAAGCUCAGCGAAGCCGAGUCGUUCGUUGCUCUCCGCCCCAAGCUGCAAGCAAAGCUCAACUCCCAACAAACCGAGCUGAUUGCCACCCGGCGCGAACUCGCGGAUGCCCAACAGCUGUCUGAGCUCUCGGAGAGCAGGAUGUUGGAUGUGCAGGAGCAGUUGGAGAUGUCUAUGUUGGAUAAGGAGGUGGCGGAAGAGAGGGCAGAAGUCGCGGAGGCGGAGUUGGAGGAGUUGAGAGAGAAACUGGCAGUGGCGGAGGUUGAGUUGGAAGUGAUGAAGGAGAAAGAGCAGAGCGAAGGGAUUGUGGUCGAAGAGGGUACUGAUCCGCAAGUGUCAGGCUCUUUGGCGUAUAUUCAGCUUGAGAAGCAGAAUGCACGACUCAAGGAGGCUCUCGUCCGCUUGCGCGAUAUAACUUCCGAGACCGAACAGGAAAACCGGAAGCGGAUUGCAGAGAUGGAGAAAGAUAUCAUGGACGUGGAGGAACUCCAUGCCGAGUUGGAAUCCACUCUCAUCAAGUUGUCAAAUGCGGAGAACCAGGUCGAGGAUCUCAAGCUUCAACUCGACGAUGCCCUUGGCGCAGAAGAAAUGUUGGUUCAACUCACGGAACGGAAUCUCAUGCUCAGCGAGAAAAUCGAGGAAAUGCGAAUCACCAUCGAAGAUCUCGAGGCUCUCAAAGAGCUCAGUGAUGAGCUGGAAGAGAACCAUGUCGACACCGAGAAGGCCCUGCAGGAGGACAUCAACGAGAAAGACAUGGAGAUCCACAAUCAAAAACGGAAGAUCGAGUCCCUUGAAGAGGUCUGCCAGGAUCUAGAAGGCACCAUUGUCCAGUUCAGAGAACUCGUACUACAACUUCAAAGCGAGCUUGACAAAACGAGAAAUGAGAGUCAGACGGUUCAAUCUGAAUACGCUGCGGCGGCAUCGCAAUCUGCAGCUGUCAUGUCACUCAACAUGAAGCUUCAAUCAACAGCUUCUAAGAACCAGGCGAAGAACAUCGACUUGGAAGUCAAGCGCAUCGAGUCGAAGGAAGCCCGCGAGCUCUUGACCAUUGUCCAGCCCUACUUGCCUCAAGUUUAUGUUGAGAGCGACAGCGAUGCCACGAACUGCUACAUGUUCUUCCAGAGAAUGGCGCUCAAGGCGGACUUGAUCAACUCUGUUUCCGCUCAAGUACACGGCCUACCAGACUCGCUCAACGGUUCUGUGACAGAAACGCUCGUCGGCGUAUGCGAAAUGAGGGGUUCGAUUGCAUACGUAUCGACACUCUGUAAACGGUUCGCAGCUAUCCUCCGACGUUGCGACGUCGAUACUUUCCUCAACGUCGGAAGGCUCUACCCGGAGAUCGCACCUAUGGAGAAACGGCUUGACAUGCAUAUCGACCUUCUUCGCAGAGAAGAGUUCAGGGAGCUAGAAUGCGUCAGCGAUAUAGCCAAGAUCCAGGCUCAGUUUGACCAUCUCGCUGAGACGUACUUCGAAGGGUUCGACCUCGACGUAGGCGAGCGCGAGCUUGGAUUCGUGCUCACGUUGGACCACGACCUUGACAUCUACGCCUCUUCAGUUGGUUUGGCAAAGACAGCUGUUGAAGGAGUACUGAAGGAUGAAGACAUGAUCCUAGAGCUGGGUGAACUUGAUCCUCAGGUUGUAUUCUUUGAACCCAUCCAGAAGUCCUUAGAUCAAUACAAGGCUGCGAAGAUGAUAUCAAGGAAACUGACCAGGCGGCUCGAGGACCUGACCCAUGAGUCGUCGGCAUUGAAAGCAGGCUUGGCUCCGCAAUUGAAGUCCCUGUCCAAUCUUGUCUCGGAGCUCGUCAAUUUUGGUAUUCAGCUUGCCCAACAAACGAUGCCUCACGUGUCUGAUGCCAAAGGAUCAAAGACUCCGUUCCAGCUAUCAAAGGUUCUGAAUAUCGCUAAUGAGGUGGCAACGUCGACCGUCUGGAAGAGCAGAAAGGACGUCGCGACGUGCUGGGGUGCUCUGAGCGAUGCGAUCUCGCAAGUCAUCGCCGAGGCCAAUGCUCUGCUUCCUAUCACUAUGGACCCCAGUAAUGUGGUGAAAUUGACCGGCAUUGCCCCAUGGGUCCGCAGAGUCGACGAAGUCAAGGCUGCCCUUGCCGUGAACGUCGAAGCCGAACGCAAAGUCGCCCAAUUGAAUGAAGAGAUGCAAGGCCUCGUCCGGAAUCUCAAGCUCAAGGAACAGAACGUUCAGGAGUCGACCGUCAAGAUCGAGCUCAUGGAGCGACGGAUGGAGACAGUCAAGAAGCAGGCGGACACGAUCGCAGAUCUCGAAGGAGAGCUAGGCAAGGCGAGGAAGCAGGAGAGGGCAUAUGAGGAUGCCAUCGAGCAGUUACAAGCGGACUUGGAUAAUCUGGAGCAGGAAAAUCAGAAGUUGAAGGCAGCAGGAGCAAAUCCAGAAAGACAAGCCUCCGGAGUAGUCGUGCCUGAGACGGAGAAUAUCCAGAUUGAGGGUAAUCUUGAGACAUCGCAUCUCUUAGAGCAGAUCGAGGCAUUCCGCGGAGCCGUUCGGUACCUGCGGCAGGAGAAUGCAUAUCUCAAGGGCCAAGAUCUCCUCAAAGAGAUCCAGGAACUUCCGCCAUUACCUUCGUCCUCUCCCAGUCGCCUUCCAACACCUGCACUCGUUGCCUCAGGUCUUUCCGAUACGGAUGAUUCGGAUGGGGAAACACCGAGCACGCCUCCUACAUUGCGUUCUCUAGCAACGGAGCGCAAGGUUCUCUACCGGGAUGUCAUCAAGUUCUCUUCCAACCCACGCAUCGUGGACUUGUCUGUGCGAAACUCGAAGAGCGCGGACGGGACGGCGAGGCCUGGUGUGGCAGCAUGGUUGCCGAAGAAGAAGAUGCCAGCGUAUCAGGUCUGGGAGAGGAAGAUGGAGGCAGAGAGGUUAAGUAGGAGGGUGAAGGGGCUAUUAGAGAGGACCAGUACGAUUGGGACUCCGAGGUAGACGGACUGGCGGAGGAGACGGUUUUCUGGUCCUUUUGGUUCAGGUCACAUUUAUGUUCUAUGUUCAGUCAUUAUUAACAUGUUUAUGGUUCGCUUUCCUUUUUUUCAUACCAUAGGUUUGUAUAGUUAUUAUACCCAGCAUUGUUUUGGACCACUUACUUAUAGUUUACGACAUGAAUCCAUGCUACGUUCAGCAGCACCUGAGGAUCCC